Molecule: messenger RNA, 4958 nt
Organism: Antechinus flavipes (yellow-footed antechinus)
Lineage: Eukaryota; Metazoa; Chordata; Mammalia; Dasyuromorphia; Dasyuridae
Gene: PAK5
Product: p21 (RAC1) activated kinase 5
Exons: 13
Coding region: 548-2710 (720 amino acids)
Biological process (GO): intracellular signal transduction; apoptotic process; regulation of MAPK cascade
Cellular component (GO): cytoplasm
Molecular function (GO): ATP binding; protein serine/threonine kinase activity
Source: RefSeq, a predicted model, not a curated record
GACUCUGCCUGGCUAGCCUUAUUUAAAUCAGAUUCACUUGCAAGUCAAGACAUCACCCUCCUGUUACCAUUGGUCCUCUUCCCACGAAGGUCAAGCAACAAUCUGUGGGACACCUAAACCUGGAACAAUUGUUAGAAAUUAACAAAGGAGAAGAUUUAAGCUUGAUGACUGAUAGAAACUUCCUGUCAUUUAUAACUGUUCAAAAGCAGGAUGGGUUGGCUCAGAAAGGAGAUAGGCUGGUCACGGCAAUGAGAAGGGUCAACUCUACAUCUGAGACUGCAGCAAAGGAGUCAGCAGUUAGGGAAUACAUCUAAGUGAUAUGAGAUGAGAAGGCAAAGAUGAACAACUCACGGAAAUUCUUGCUGGCAACAAUUUCUGAAGCUUCCCAUAGCAGCUGUUCAUAUCUCAUGGAGCAGUGACAUAGAAGAUGAAGGGGAUUUGUGUCUUCUGGAACACACAUAGCCAGGUUGUGUUGAGGCUGAAUUAAGACCUCUUUGAGAUUCUUAUAGAGAACACAACUGAAGACAUCACACAAGGGUUUUUCAUCAUGUUUGGCAAGAAAAAGAAAAGGCUUGAAAUCUCGGGACCAUCUAAUUUUGAGCACAGGGUUCAUACCGGGUUUGAUCCCCGAGAACAGAAGUUCACAGGACUCCCCCAGCAGUGGCACAGCUUGCUGGCAGAUACCGCCAACCGCCCGAAGCCCAUGGUGGACCCUUCAUGCAUCACACCCAUUCAGCUGGCUCCCAUGAAGACAAUUGUCAGAGGAAACAAGCCCUGCAAGGAAACUUCGAUCAACGGCUUGCUAGAAGAAUUUGACAAUAUCUCUGUGACUCGUUCCAAUUCCCUUAGGAAAGAAAGUCCUCCUACUCCUCAUCAGGGAACCUCCAACCAUGUCCAGGGACAUUCAGAAGAAAAUGGUUUCGUUACAUUCUCGCGGUACUCCAGUGAAUCUGAUAAUACCACUGACUACAUAACGGAGAAGUACAGAGAAAAGGGUCUCUAUGGAGAGGAUCUGGAUCGGUAUUAUAAAAGCAGCCAUAUAACCAAGCAAAAUGGACAUUCAACGAAAAUGAAAUCUAGCGAGGCGUAUUAUUCUGACGUGCAGACUUUGAAAUCGGAUAUGUCCAGAUUUCCUGCAGAUUAUCACACCCACAUGGAGAUGCUAAGUAAGCCAAGUGAAUAUGGUGGCUACAAGUGGGACUAUCAACGGGUGUCCGCCGCGUCCCCUCUAGAUUACCGAGAUCCCUUUCAGUUAACUCCCUCUAGGACUGCAGGGACCAGUGCAUGCUCAAAAGAAAGUCUGCUGUACAGUGAAAGUGAAUGGAGGCCCAGCAUGGAUGAUUAUGAUAAGAGACCCAAGUCUUCAUACAUCCAUCAGACCAGCCCUCAGCCAGCCAUGCGGCAGCGGUCCAGAUCAGGCUCAGGGCUCCAGGAACCCACCAUGCCGUAUGGGGCAAGUGCAUUUAAGUCUCACCCACAAGGACACUCAUACAGCUCGUACACCUACCCUCGCCUCUCAGAAACCACCUCCUGCAUGCCAAAGGUGGAUUAUGAUCGAGCACAGAUGGUUGUCAGCCCAACUCUGUGUGGAUCUGACACUUAUCCUCGGGGCCCAGUCAAACUACCUCAAAGCCAGAACAAAGUUAACUAUUCCUCAAGUGGCUACCAAUGUCCUUCUGGGUAUCACAAGGUUCACUACCACCAGCCUGGUCACCAGACCAGCUCUCAAUAUGUCUCCACAGCUUCCUAUCCAAGUUCCCCAAGCAUCUCUUCAAAUGCUUAUCCCCCACCUAGUUGGGGCUCAUCCUCAGACCAGCAGCCCUCCAGGGUGUCCCACGAACAGUUCAGGGCUGCUCUACAGCUUGUGGUUAGCCCUGGGGACCCUCGAGAAUAUCUGGAUAAUUUUAUUAAAAUAGGAGAAGGAUCCACUGGAAUAGUUUGCAUCGCCACUGAGAAGCACACAGGAAAACAAGUUGCUGUGAAAAAAAUGGACCUCAGGAAACAACAGCGGCGUGAGCUGCUUUUUAAUGAGGUUGUGAUAAUGAGAGAUUACCAUCAUGACAAUGUAGUUGACAUGUACAAUAGUUAUCUUGUUGGUGAUGAACUGUGGGUUGUCAUGGAGUUCCUAGAAGGUGGGGCUUUGACCGAUAUAGUAACUCACACGAGGAUGAAUGAAGAACAAAUAGCUACAGUCUGUUUAUCAGUCCUGAGGGCCCUUUCUUACCUUCACAAUCAAGGGGUUAUUCACCGAGACAUAAAGAGUGACUCCAUCCUUCUGACAAGUGAUGGCCGGAUAAAGUUAUCUGAUUUUGGUUUCUGUGCCCAAGUUUCCAAAGAAGUCCCAAAGAGGAAAUCACUGGUUGGCACUCCUUACUGGAUGGCACCAGAGGUCAUAUCUAGACUACCUUAUGGAACAGAGGUGGAUAUCUGGUCACUUGGCAUUAUGGUUAUAGAAAUGAUAGAUGGAGAGCCUCCUUACUUCAAUGAACCUCCACUUCAGGCAAUGCGUAGGAUUCGUGAUAACUUACCUCCAAGAGUGAAGGACUUACACAAGAUUUCCUCAGUGCUUCGGGGGUUCCUGGAUUUGAUGCUGGUGAGGGAACCUUCCCAGAGAGCGACAGCACAAGAACUCCUCAGACAUCCAUUCUUGAAAUUGGCAGGCCCACCUUCGUGCAUUGUACCGCUCAUGAGACAAUACAGACACCGCUGAAUGGAAGGGCCCGUGGUAGAGAUCUGAAGGAGGACUUCUCACAAGUGAUUUGAGAGAGAGGAUGGGAGCCAUGGGGAAGGACAAACCACCUGUCCUUUCCAAACCAAUACUUAAGAAAUGAUCCUAGGGAUUCAAUCCAAGGAGAUACUCCCUGGAGGUCAGAAGCUCAAUAGGAGCCUUCUUUUGUCACUACUACUAAAACAGGCAUCCAUCUACUGACAUCUGUUGUGAUCCUUUGGAGCACAGUGUUCGUAUUCAUCCUUAUUUUUUUGAGCCCUUCAGCCAGCAAACCUGAAAGACUCUUUACAGGCAUUUUUUGGAAAAGGUAAUAAUACAUAGCACAUAUAGGCUAACCCACAGGAGUUUGCUCCAAGAGGAAAAGUACCCUCUAUUUCUAUUUUGGAACAAUAAUUUUCUGGCAAAAGAAAAAAAAGCACUUUUUUUCCUGAAUUGUAGCAGUGUAAUGUAUUUUGCAAUGAAUUUGUAAUUUUCUGUACUAUACUUUUGAUAAUUUAUAGUUCUUUGAUGUCAAGUAGCCAUUGUAUUAGUUGAAGUAAUAUGUGUAACUUAGCAGGAGUUUGAACAAAGUCUUUCCUACGUUUUUUAACCCUUUCAGAGGACAGAGAGUUCUUUAGAAUCCUGGAAGAAUACCUAUCACCUUCAGCUUUAGUAGACUAUCCUUCUUAAUUUAAAAAAGUAUUUUAUGUGGUAGAGAAAGGUGGGUGGGUGGGGGUGGAGAUAAUAGCACACAUUUUAUGUUUUCUCACCGGAAAAAAAAAUGAGACCUGUUUUCCCAGUAAAAGCUUCUUCUUAGGAGCUAGUCUUACAUUUGGAGACAUGGUCAUUCUUCCAGAAUAUGAGGAGUGAACCCUUUAGUGCACUGAAGCAGGAAUUUGCUAAGAGAUCCCCCUGUAUUCUGAAAAAUGGCUUUCCCAAGUGACCAGCUUAACUACUUAAGAGGUAUUUCUACACUAGGGAAAAUCAGGCUCAUUUCUAAAAACUGAGCUACUACAAAUAAGCUAAUGAGAUUAUUUCAGUUUCAGAAAGGAAAAAGAGAAAUAAUAAAGGUAGAAGCUCUACAAUUCCAUUAAUUUAUCACUUGCUUUAAGACCUUUGCUUUCAUUUACUCUACUUUGAUUUGUUAAAGGAGAGAUGAAAGGAUUGAUUGGUGUCUACUAGCAAUAAGGCAGAUCCCUCAUUUCAAAUCUGUUGACUUUGUACCACAGUAUUAAUCUCUAUUGUUUACAUAGAUGGAAGUCUGAAUUGAUUCUUCACAUGAUGGAAGUCUGAAUUGACUCUAAAGGUCAAUUUACCACAGGGGGUAUUUUACCAGUUAUAAUCCGACUUUUCCUGUUAUCAUGUUAUAAUGUGUUUCUGACAUAGAAAAGUUGUGCUGCUGUCUAGACCUUCUUGAAUGUUGAUAAUUGAAUGACUACUACAAUAAAUUUUGUGUUGCCUGUUGGAUACCUUGCAUGUUAACUGUAGGCCUAUGUAGGUAUGCCUUUAAAACUUUGGAAGUGCUACAUUAUCUUUAUUAGUUCUUCAUUAUAUAUCAGACAGAAGCCAUUCUUUACCAAAUAGAACAACCAGAAGCUUUCUUAAUUACUUCAAGUACUAUUACACAUAUGAAUUUAGAUUUGGAAAAACAAAAAACAACUAUCUCUGGUUGCUCUAGGUAUCAUUAAGGUUUUUUUGUAAUUAAUAAGUUUCUAAUUGUUUGUUAUAUUUAAAGAAAAAAUAAUUAAGAUGACCUGCUGCUCUUUGGAUUUCCCUAAGGUAUUUUUGUUUGUGUUUAUUAUUUGUUUUUGCAAGCAGAAGGAGAUUCUCUGUGGUAAAUAGGAUUAAAAAUUUCAUAAAAAUCAGCAAAAAUGUGUUUAUGCAAAUAUACACAUAUUUAUAAAAGUAUGUGAGAUUUUAAAAUCCAAAGCAUAAAUACUAGAAAACUAAGGCCUGGAGUUUCAAGUGAAAAAUUGUCUUAAUCAAACCAGGAAUAUAUACAUGUUUAAGAAAAUCUUUUUAAUAACCAGAAUAACUGCUAAUGACCUUUGCAUAAGAUAGUAAAUUUUGGAUUCAAAACAUUUUCAACAGUGUAAUGAAAAAUUUUCUGUAAUUUUCUUAUCACUAGAUAUUUUUUUAAAGUAUUCAUUGAGUUUACUGAAAGUUAUUGUAGCUUAAGAGGUUUUGUGAGCACCAACUAUUGGCAGAAAACUGCAUUUGCAAAUAAAAAUAAAUGUUUGCAUUUUCCCCA